Carya illinoinensis is the source of this 1460-nucleotide messenger RNA. Its product is annotated as lanC-like protein GCR2. The record is from RefSeq and is a predicted model, not a curated record. Gene Ontology annotation, biological process: carbohydrate metabolic process; peptide modification. Gene Ontology annotation, cellular component: plasma membrane. The coding region runs from base 42 to 1271 and encodes 409 amino acids. The transcript has 6 exons. Lineage: Eukaryota; Viridiplantae; Streptophyta; Magnoliopsida; Fagales; Juglandaceae.
ACCUCGUUGAUAAUUAUCAACGAAUUUCCAGAGAGACGGUGAUGGCAGACCGUUUCUUCACAAACGAACUGCCGGAUUUCGAAGAAGAGACAGCAGAGAACGAAGCAGCCUCUGAGAGAGCCCGCGACUCACUUUCAAAACUCUUACAUCUUCCCUACAGAUCACUCUCCGAGAGGCUCAAAACUUCAGCGCUAGACCUCAAAGAAGCGGUGGUGAGGGAGACAUGGGGACUGAGUGCAAAGCGUGUUCACGAUUAUACUCUCUACACCGGUGCUCUUGGGACGGCAUACUUCGUUUUUAAAGCUUACCAAGUUACCAAGAAUCAGAAUGAUCUCAAACUGUGCUCUGAGCUUGUCAAGGCUUGUGAUUCAGCUUCUGUAGAUUCUGGGCGUGUGACGUUUAUGUGUGGAAGGGCUGGCGUUUGUGCUCUUGGGGCUGUCAUAGCGAAGCAUGCUGAUGACAAAAGGCUGCUUGAUCACUACUUGACACAGUUUAAAGCGAUUAAACUGCCCAGUGAUCUGCCAAAUGAAUUAUUAUAUGGGAGAGCAGGAUUCUUGUGGGCCUGUUCAUUCUUAAACAAGCAUAUUGGUAAAGACACUAUAUCUGCUUCCCGAACAAGAACUGUGGUGAAUGAUAUAAUAAAGGCUGGUAGAAGACUCUCAAGCAAGGGAAAAUGUCCAUUGAUGUAUGAAUGGCAUGGGAAGAGGUACUGGGGUGCUGCCCAUGGACUGGCAGGGAUUAUGCAUGUUUUGAUGGACAUGGAACUGAAACCAGAUGAGGUGGAGGAUGUCAAGGGCACCCUACGUUAUAUGAUGAAGAAUCGUUUCCCUAGUGGCAAUUAUCCUUCAAGUGAAGGAAGGGAAUCAGACCGUCUGGUGCACUGGUGCCAUGGUGCUCCUGGAGUUGCUCUUACCCUUAUGAAAGCAGCUGAGGCUUUUGGAGCUGAUGAGUUUCUGCAAGCAGCUGUGGAUGCGGGAGAGGUGGUAUGGCACAGGGGUCUACUUAAGCGAGUGGGAAUUUGCCAUGGCAUCAGCGGGAACACUUACGUGUUUCUAUCACUCUUCCGAUUAACUGGUAAUGUAAAGUACUUACACAGGGCAAAAGCAUUUGCUUGCCUUCUGCUGGAUAGGGCACAAAAACUUAUAUCGGAGGGGAAGAUGCAUGGAGGUGAUCGUCCUUAUUCCCUGUUUGAAGGUAUGGGAGGAAUGGCUUAUCUUUUCUUGGACAUGACUGAACCAUCUGAAACCAGGUUCCCUGGAUAUGAGCUUUGAGGUGCUUUCUAUUGAAUAAAUACGCCAAAUAUGUACGAGUCAGCUUCUGUGUACAAAUCUGUGACGGAACCUGUAAAUAUCUAAAAUGUUUGAACUUGUACAUUUAACUUGUCUAAGCUUCUCUUGCACUGAGUAGACAAUGAAUCCAGAAAAAUAAUAAGCGGAAGAUUUCUUCCCUUUGCAUUAUUA